This is a messenger RNA of Aureobasidium namibiae CBS 147.97, 390 nucleotides long. RefSeq lists its product as uncharacterized. NCBI's taxonomy places the organism in Eukaryota, Fungi, Ascomycota, Dothideomycetes, Dothideales, Saccotheciaceae. The record is from RefSeq and is a predicted model, not a curated record. The transcript has a single exon. The annotation marks the transcript as partial.
GUAUACUUUGUCUAUGGCUCUUUGAUGGAUCCGACCACUCUACAAGCCGUCGUCAAAGCUCGCGAACCACCCGUUCUCCGCCCAGCAAAGAUCUCUGGCUACCAUCUCAAGAUGUGGGGCAGAUAUCCGGCCUUGCUGGACAAAAGACCUCUGCUUAUUAUACAUGGUUUGGCUUUUGAGAUCGGCGAGUUCGAGGACGUCGACCAAAUCCGCCAGCGCUUGCAAGACUAUGAAGGUCCGAAUUACGAACCACUCCAAUGUUUCGUCCAAUUCGAAGGCAAUGAGGAGCGCGUGAGAGCAAUCACAUUCGAGUGGGUUGGAGAUCAAAGUGAGUUGAAGGAAGGAGUGUUCGAUCUCAAGGACUAUCAGAUGCGUAAUCUGGAAAGCAAA